Rubroshorea leprosula is the source of this 1831-nucleotide messenger RNA. The record is from the annotation of a GenBank genome assembly. NCBI's taxonomy places the organism in Eukaryota, Viridiplantae, Streptophyta, Magnoliopsida, Malvales, Dipterocarpaceae.
AAACUGUGAAACCAAACUUAUCUUCAAUGUAUGGAAAACGGACUGAGCUAUUACGAGAUCCGAUCAAUUCGGUAGUUCCCGUACUUUCAUGUGACGCCGCAUUAAACAUCUUCACGUGUCAGAUCACAUUCUUCCACGUGUCACCUCUACAUACUCACACAGCAACACCACCCAAUUUUCACAUUUUUUUUUACCACUACCCAAGCUCUGCUCAACUUCCGCUCCCCUUUUCCGUCGCCCUGAAUUCCAGUUUCCGAUCCCUUUCGGUUUCCAUGGCUGUCCCUCUAGCUAGCAAGCUCUCCUCCACCCACCGCCAUUCUUUGCUCUUCCCCAACUCCCCCUGCCCUUCUCCUCCAUUUCCAUCUAGGUUCCUCUCCCUGUCGCUGACGAGUACUGGCAACAACCCCAACAGCAACGCCAAUGGGUUGUCUCUGACUCAGUACUCACUCGCUUCGCUCCACCGCCGCCUCACCCCGCCUCCUGCUCUCGACUCCGACGUGCCUCACCCUCUUCACAAGGGAUCGGUGAACUUGAAGAAUAGUAAGAGCUUUGAGCAAUGGGAUUCAUGGACAGCAAUAUUUUCUGGGGCGUCAAAUAUACCCUUUCUGUUGAUGCAACUACCUCAGAUCAUCCUUAAUGCCCGUAAUUUAUUGGCAGGAAAUAAGACUGCUCUUUUAGCUGUACCAUGGCUGGGGAUGUUUACUGGUUUACUUGGAAAUCUUUCUCUACUUUCUUACUUCACAAAGAAGAGGGAAAAGGAGGUGAUUGUGGUGCAAACAUUAGGAGUGGUAUCACAAUAUGUGGUGUUUGCCCAGCUUGCAAUGGCAGAAGCAAUGCCUCUGACAUACUUUGUCAUUACUACGGGUGUUGUGGCAGCUGGUCUCAUUUUAAAUUUUAUGAAUUACUUUAAUAUGGUUAACACCGGAAUGUGGCGAUGCUGGGAGGAUUUUAUUACAGUUGGUGGACUGUCUGCCCUACCCCAAAUAAUGUGGUCUACCUUUGUACCAUACCUCCCAAACAGUAUCCUGCCUGGGGCAAUGGCUUUUAUUGUAGCCAUGGCAGCUGUUUCUAUGGCACGUACAGGCAGACUGUCAGAGCAAGGUGUCAAAUUUGUGGGAGGAAUUUCUGGAUGGACAGCGACACUUCUUUUCAUGUGGAUGCCAGUUUCACAAAUGUGGACAAACUUGCUGAAUCCUGAUAACAUCAGAGGUUUAUCUGCUUUCACAAUGUUGCUUGCUAUGAUUGGGAACGUACUAAUGGUCCCACGUGCUCUCUUUAUUCGUGACUUUAUGUGGUUCACUGGUUCAACUUGGGCGUCUCUCUUUUAUGGUUAUGGGAAUCUCGUAUGCUUGUAUUGGUUUAACGCUAUCAGCAGGGAAUUCUUCUUGGCAGCAACAGUUGGUUUAUUUUCAUGGAUAGGAAUGGCUUUUUGGAGAGACACUGUCGUAUAUGGAUACAGCUCACCUAUGAGCUCUUUAAAAGAGUUGGUUUUUGGUUCUUGAAUCAAAUACGAAAAUGCCACAAGAAUUCUUGAAUGAUCUGAUACCAAGCGUGAAAUCUUUUGAGUUGAGUUUCCCCCUGGAACUGCAGCUGCAAGCUCAGUAUCACAACGUCGAAGGUGGAGAAUGUUUCCUUUUAUUUACUAUAAUUUUUUUUUUCUAUGCUUACUUACUAUAUAUUUCAUUUACAGAAUCAUGAUGUAUAAUUGCAGAUGUCAUAAAAGACAUUACAUAAACUCAGCAUAAGUUGAAACGUCUAUAAUGAUGAUCAUUGUAAGUUAAAUGAGCUGUAUAGCCUUGAUUGCUAAUGACAAUAAUUUCAUUCCAUCUAU